Trichoderma asperellum CBS 433.97 is the source of this 738-nucleotide messenger RNA. Lineage: Eukaryota; Fungi; Ascomycota; Sordariomycetes; Hypocreales; Hypocreaceae. The record is from RefSeq and is a predicted model, not a curated record.
AUGGGACGAACCAUCUGUAGUAGGGGCCAUUCUCUGCUUCUUGCAAGCCAUUCCUUCCACGCCAUUCUUGUGCUCCUAAACCCACGGCGCAUUGCCAUUGGCGAGGGAUAUCAUGGCUGUCAUGUUGUCAUCAAAUGCUGCCUCUUGGACUUCGAUGCCGCAGAGUUACAGUCAGGCAACGCUAUUCAUGUGGAGACACCCCUGAAUCUGACUGGAGAGGCCAUCAACUUGCAGUACUACGCGGAGGAGGCCCACAGGGCGGGAGCAUUCCUGACCGUUGAUGCGACUUUCGGACCGCCGCCGGUCCAGAAUCCCUUCGACUUUGGGGCUGAUAUUGUUCUUUACAACGGGACCAAGUAUUUUGGAGGGCAUUCUGGUAUGUUGUGUGGCAUAUUGGCUAUCAAUCCCAAGCACGACUUGCUGACGAGGCUCCAUAGCGAUCGUGUCUAUCUGGACUCAGUUGCAGGAAGCUGGCUUGGCAUGCGGUCUCUACGCACUCUUGAACUCCGAGUCACAAGGCAAAGUGCUACCGCAACAGCACUGCCGAGCAAACUGCGCCUCUUCCAGCAUGCGACUAGUCUUGGAGGUGUAGAAAGCCUGAUAGAAUGGCGAGCUAUGACGAACACCAGUAUUGACCAGAGGCUGGUUAGACUCGGUGUUGGAGUGGAAGCGCUGGACGAUUUGACCAGAGACUUGCAGCAGGGAUUAGAGACCUUGAGAAGGGAGGCAGCGAAGUAG